Ascoidea rubescens DSM 1968 is the source of this 2632-nucleotide messenger RNA. It is a transcript of the gene SEC18, whose product is annotated as AAA family ATPase SEC18. The coding region runs from base 38 to 2365 and encodes 775 amino acids. Gene Ontology annotation, cellular component: Golgi stack. The transcript has a single exon. Gene Ontology annotation, biological process: SNARE complex disassembly; Golgi to plasma membrane protein transport; intra-Golgi vesicle-mediated transport. NCBI's taxonomy places the organism in Eukaryota, Fungi, Ascomycota, Saccharomycetes, Ascoideales, Ascoideaceae. Gene Ontology annotation, molecular function: ATP hydrolysis activity; ATP binding. The record is from RefSeq and is a predicted model, not a curated record.
UACCUUUUGCACAAAUCAUUAAAUUAUAUCAGUUAACAUGUUCAGCUCAGGCGGUGGAUUUGGAAAACCUUCUCAAGGUCGUGGUGGAAGCUCUGGCUUAUUUUCAAUGGGCAAUUCAAACUAUUCAGCUCCUCCUCCUCCUCCAACUUACCAACAACAGCCAUUGCAGAAUUCUAGCGCAUACACAGUUAUCAAUUGUCCUAAUAAUAUGAUAGCUUUAUCUAAUAAAGUAGCUAUAAGCAGCCGAAACGGAAUUCCUGAUAAUUCUUUUAUUAUAAUAAAUAAUAGAUUUGUAUAUACCACAAUGUUUUCUGAAGAAAUUCCUCCAAGAACAAUUGGUUUCAAUGGAACUCAAAGAAGCUUUUUAAAUCUUUCAUUAAAUGAACCAAUAAAUGUUCAGGCCUAUAGAUUAAGAAAAGAGGACCGAUUUUAUAUCGGUUCAAUGAAUUUAGAAAUAACUUUUAGAAAUAGGAAUAAAGCUGUUAAUACAAAAUUUGAUCAAGAUGAGUUAUCAACUCAUUUUAUCAGAAAUUUUAAUGAACAGAUGUUUCAACCCACACAGGCUCUUUUGAUGGAAUUUAAAGGUAUUAUAUUUGAAAUUCUUAUUCAAUCGUUGCAAUGCUUUAAUCUUGUUGAUGUUGAACCAUCAAGUGGUAACGAGUCAAAAGAUGUUAAUACUAAAGGUAUAUUAACAACCAAAACUCAAAUUAAUUUUUUCAAGGGAAGAGAUGGGUUGAUUCAACUAAAAGGAUCAACAACAAGACCAAGAGCUGAUGCAAUUAUUCGCCCUGAUUUUAAAUUUGAAGAAAUGGGAAUUGGUGGUUUGGAUAAUGAAUUUACUCAAAUUUUUCGUAGAGCAUUUGCAAGUAGAAUUUUCCCUCCUGGCAUUGUUGAAAAGUUGGGUAUUUCACAUGUUAAAGGUAUGUUACUAUAUGGUCCUCCAGGUACCGGUAAAACUCUUAUUGCUAGAAAAAUAGGUAACAUGCUUAAUGCUAAUGAACCUAAGAUUGUCAAUGGUCCUGAAAUUUUGAGUAAAUAUGUUGGUUCUUCUGAGGAAAAUAUUAGAAACUUGUUUAAAGAUGCCGAAACAGAGUACAAAUCAAAAGGCGAGGAAUCAAGUUUGCACAUCAUUAUAUUCGAUGAGUUAGAUUCUGUUUUUAAACAAAGAGGUUCAAGAGGCGAUGGAACAGGUGUUGCAGAUAAUGUUGUUAAUCAAUUAUUGGCAAAAAUGGAUGGUGUCGAUCAACUAAACAAUAUUUUAGUAAUUGGUAUGACAAAUAGAAGAGAUUUGAUUGAUAAUGCUUUACUUAGACCUGGUAGAUUUGAAGUUCAAGUCGAAAUAUCAUUGCCUGAUGAACCUGGAAGAAAACAAAUUCUUUUAAUUCACACAAAAAAAAUGAAAAAUAAUAAUAUGUUAAAUCCCGAUAUUGAUUUUGAUGAAUUAGCAAAGCUUACUAAAAACUUUAGUGGGGCCGAAAUUGAAGGUCUUGUUAAAUCAGCUACAUCCUUUCAAAUCUCUAAAAAUAUUGUUGGCACUAAAAUUAAUAAAGAUGUGGAGAAAAUGCAAAUUUGUCGUGAUGAUUUUUUACAAGCAUUAAAUGAAGUUAAGCCUGCAUUUGGCGUUAAUGAAGAGGACUUAGAAUUGUGUGUUAGAGGUGGAAUCAUUCAUUAUUCCUCUACAAUAGAACAGAUUCUUCGUGAUGGAUCAAGAUUUGUUAAACAAAUAGCUGAAGAUAAAAAUACUACCUUAUUAAGCGUCUUAAUGUAUGGACCAGAUGGAUCUGGAAAAACAGCAUUAGCAGGAACUAUUGCACUAAGAUCUAAAUUUCCGUUUAUAAGAUUGAUUUCACCAAAUGAAAUGAUUGGAAUGACUGAAAAUGCUAAGAUUGGUUAUAUCGAUAAUGCCUUUAGAGAUGCUUAUAAAUCACCAUUAAAUAUUUUGGUUGUUGACGAUCUCGAAUCAAUUUGCGAUUAUGUUCCAAUUGGACCAAGAUUUUCAAAUAAUGUAUUGCAAUGUUUAAAAUCUUACCUUAAAAGAGUUCCGCCAAAAAACAAAAGGUUGCUAAUUUUAUCGACCACAUCGUCAUAUACUGUGUUAAGACAGAUGGAACUUAUUAAAUGUUUUACGAAUAAAAUCCCUGUACCUAACCUCAGCAACAUCACAGAGUUACAGGCAGUCAUGGAAAAGAUGAAUUUUCUUGAUGAAGAGAAAAGGCAAUAUAUUGUUAAUCAAGUUUCAAACAAUUUAGGAACAGACAAGCUAAACAUAGGCAUCAAGAGUGUGGUCAGUAAUGUUAACACUGCUAGAUUUGACGACGAUCCCAUUAACGAGUUGAUUGACUUAAUGUCAGAGAUUCAGAUUUGAUUUUUGAUUGGAUACAUAGAUAGAUAACAUGAAUAUGCCUUUUACUUUUUUCUUUGAGAAAUUGUUGCACUGGUGACAGUUUUCGUGCGAAAUAUUUGUAGUUUUUCUCCGGAAUUAUUCCGACUGGAGAUAUUUUUGGGGCUUAUCAACAGAUUAAGGCUUCUUUAGCAAAAAGUUUUCUCUGCACAAUAUUUGAUUGACGAAAUUUCUCUAUUUUUCAAUGACUAAUCUUUGAAAACUGAAAUAUCUAUUUAACCAACUCUCAGC